Molecule: messenger RNA, 3244 nt
Organism: Thamnophis elegans (Western terrestrial garter snake)
Lineage: Eukaryota; Metazoa; Chordata; Lepidosauria; Squamata; Natricidae
Gene: NUP88
Product: nucleoporin 88
Exons: 17
Coding region: 100-2289 (729 amino acids)
Biological process (GO): protein import into nucleus; ribosomal large subunit export from nucleus; mRNA export from nucleus
Cellular component (GO): nuclear pore
Molecular function (GO): structural constituent of nuclear pore
Source: RefSeq, a predicted model, not a curated record
GCUGGGAGCUGUAGUUCUUCAGUCUGAGGUAGCCAGGCAAGAUCCGUUUAGCCGCCUAAUUAAGGGACCGACGUUCCAACUCGCUUCGCUGAAGUAACCAUGGCGGCGACGGCUGUGUCGCCGGGUUUAGGAGACCAUUGGUGGGCCGAACUGCCUCGCCAUGCCGUGCUGAAUCGCCUGAAGGAGCAAGCCUCUGAAGCCGGGCCGGAGACGGAGCAAACCAGGCCAGCCCUCCCGAGGGAUCUGAUGUUUGGCAUCGGCGGAGAACUCUUCCUGUGGGACCGAGAACGUGCCGCCUUCUGCGUCCUCAGCCUGAGGCACCUUGGCGACGACCCGGACAGCUUGGCCUCAUACCAGAUUCUUCUCUGCAUAAAUUCACCCUUCUUUGAAGUGUAUCAAACUGUUUUAAGUCCUUUGCAACAGCAUGUAGCUCUCAUAGGAACAAAAGGAUUAAUGGUGUUGGAGUUACCUAAACGUUGGGGAAAGAAUUCUGAAUUUGAAGGUGGAAAACCAACCAUUAAUUGUAGCACUAUACCUAUUGCUGAAAGGUUCUUCACCAGUUCAUCAUCUCUGACCCUAAAGCAUGCUGCUUGGUACCCCAGUGAGACUCUGGAGCCUCAUGUUGUGCUAUUAACAUCCGACAACACAAUAAGAAUUUAUAGUUUGAGUUCACCCCAGACACCUGUGAAAAUGAUAACUCUUUCAGAUGCUGAUGAGGAAACAUUGAGACUUAAUAAGGGGAGAACAUAUACAGCAUUGAUAGGAGAGACUGCAGUGGCAUUUGACUUUGGACCUCUAGCGGUACUUCCUAAGAAUGUAACUGGACAGAGACAGAAAGAGGAUGUGCUGGCAUAUCCUAUGUAUAUCCUGUAUGAAAAUGGAGAGACGUUUCUGAUCUACAUUAAUCUCUUGCACAGCACCAGUAAUCUUGGCAAGCUGCUGGGCCCAUUGCCGAUGUAUCCUGCAGCUGAAGACAAUUAUGGCUACGAUGCUUGUGCAGUUCUCUGCCUUCCCUGUGUUCCUAACAUCUUAGUGAUUGCUACUGAAUCGGGGAUGCUUUAUCAUUGUGUGGUACUAGAGGGAGAAGAAGAUGAUGAACAGAUGUCUGUCAAGUCUUGGGAUUCCCGAGCUGACCUCAUUCCAUCACUCUAUGUGUUUGAGUGUGUUGAAUUGGAACUUGCUCUGAGACUAGCUUCCAGAGAAGGAGAAGAACCUAUAGAAUCAGAUUUCUCCUGUCCAAUGAAAUUGCACAGAGAUCCCAAAUGCUCUUCUCGCUACCACUGCACACAUGAUGCUGGUGUACAUAGUAUUGGACUCCCCUGGAUCAACAAACUACACAAAUUCCUUGGUUCUGAUGAAGAAGACAAAGACAGUUUGCAAGAGCUUGGGGCAAAUCAGAAGUGCUUUGUGGAGCAUAUCCUGUGUACCAAGCCUCUACCCUGCAGACAACCUGCUGCAAUUAGAGGGUUCUGGAUUGUCUCGGAUAUUCUGGGCCCGACAAUGGUUUGCAUCACCAGGACCUAUGAAUGCAUUACCAGGCCUCUUCUUUCCACAGUCCACCCAACGUGCCCUCCACUUCUGUGCACCAAGGAAGAGCCACAGACGUCUACCACACCUCUCCGCAUCCUAGCUGAAUCACAGGACUCCUUUGAGAGACAUAUCCGGAACAUCUUGUGUCGCACCUCUGCAAAUCCAUUGUUGCUGAAAGCUGCAGAUAAAGAGUCUUCCCCUCCCCCAGAAGAAUGCCUUCAGCUUCUAAGCAGAGCCACACAAGUUUUCCGGGAAGAAUAUAUUCUAAAACAGGACCUGGCUCGAGAAGAAAUCCAGCGAAGAGUAAAAUUGCUGCGUGAACAGAAAAAAAAACAGCUGGAGGAUCUACUCUGCUGUGGAGAAGAAAGGAAAAACUUGAGGGAGAUGGCAGAGCGUUUGGCUGAUAAAUAUGAAGAAGCCAAAGAGAAACAAGAGGAUAUUGUGAACAGGAUGAAGAAAGUUCUCCGUAAUUUCCACUCACAGCUGCCUGUCCUGUCUGAUAGUGAAAAGGAUAUGAAGAAGGAGCUACAAACAAUACAAGAACAACUGCGGCAUUUAGGCAAUGCUAUCAAGCAGGUUAAAAUGAAAAAGGAUUAUCAGCAGAAAAAAAUGGAGAAGGGAAAUAGUCCACAGAAGCCGAGCAUCAACCUCAGCACCAAUCAGAGGAAAUGUAUCCAAGCUGUUCUGAAAGAGGAGGGAGAACACAUUCAGGAGAUGGUGAAACAAAUAAAUGACAUCAGGAAUCAUGUCACCUUUUAGUCAUCAGACUAAAGACUUACAUUUUUGGAAUAUUAAACGUAACCAGCUGCCUUUUUCCUAAUUUAUAAACGGAACUAUUUUUUUACAAAAAGAGCCACUAUUAAAUACUCGUUAGAGGAUGCAUCUGAUUAUAAUGCAUGUUGCAGCAUUCUACAGAAGGCAUAAUGCUAAAGACAUUUCACUUCUGCCCUUUUGAUACUUCGUGGAGAAAAAGUAAGGGAAUUUUGUACUUCCUGUGUCUUCAACUUAAAUAUAUGUUAACACACUGUUCAUUUCAAAAUAAAAAUCAAUACAACCACUGUACCAAAUCUUUCCAUAUAGAUCAUCUUCUGAGCUAACUGUAUAAACCCUUCUUAGAUCAACACAAUACAUUUAAAUAGAAAGAAGGUAUGAAAAGAAUUGCAAGACUUUUCUCCUUUAAUUUGGAACACUUUUGCAGGAUACACUUCCAAUUACAGUUAACAAAUGGUUACAUUUUUUUAAUUCAAUAGACAGGAUAAUUUUACAUCCACAGUUUCACAGGACACCAGUGGCUUUUGCUGGAAUGCAAUAUAAUUCCAAAAGUGGAAUUUGAAGGUUAGUUUUUUUUAAAGUAAGGGGCUUUAUAGAUUACUUACCCAUCUCCCACCCUUAUUCUUGUCCACACAGUGUUGUUAGAAGCUAUAUAGUUAUGCCAUAGGAGAUACAGAAGUGAAAGUAAACCAUUUGACAUGUUGGAAGAACAUGUUGUGAACAUAUUAAGACUGUACAAGUCUUCCAGUAAUUCUUUGACCUUUUAGUAUACAUUUUGCAUACAAAAGGACUGUACAAUAUACAGAACAGAGCUAACCUUACUGUUCUUUCCUCUCAUUUUGCACACAAUUCCUGUUUAAAUCAGUACUGGUCACUGCAUAAUACCUAUUAGUAGUAGCUAAGCCUUUGAAUGAGAGAACUGAAAACUAAUGGCAUAAAUCAA